Messenger RNA from Trichomycterus rosablanca, 1653 nucleotides. RefSeq names its product cytochrome P450 26B1 (gene cyp26c1). The transcript is spliced from 6 exons. The record is from RefSeq and is a predicted model, not a curated record. Gene Ontology annotation, biological process: sterol metabolic process. NCBI's taxonomy places the organism in Eukaryota, Metazoa, Chordata, Actinopteri, Siluriformes, Trichomycteridae. Gene Ontology annotation, molecular function: oxidoreductase activity, acting on paired donors, with incorporation or reduction of molecular oxygen; iron ion binding; monooxygenase activity. Bases 1 to 1653 code for a protein of 550 amino acids.
AUGAUGUUUGGGAGCGAAAUUGGACUUGGGUCUGUGCUCCUGGCACUCCUCCACUCUGUCGCACCCGUUGUUCUGCUGCUCAUGGCUUCCAAGUGGUUGUGGGGUCUCAGGUGGAGCGAGACACGUGAUAAGGCCUGCAGCCUUCCUCUCCCAGAGGGCUCUAUGGGAUGGCCAUUGAUAGGAGAGACCUUCCAUUGGCUCUUUCAGGGUUCCAGCUUUCACAUCUCCAGGCGAGAGAAACAUGGCAACGUUUUCAAGACCCACCUGCUGGGGAAACCUGUGAUCCGCGUGACCGGUGCCGAGAACAUUCGUAAGAUCCUUCUAGGCGAGCACGCGCUGGUGAGCACGCAGUGGCCUCAGAGCACUCGCAUCAUCCUGGGACCCAACACGCUCGUCAACUCUGUCGGAGAGCUGCACAAAAAGAAACGCAAAAUCCUGUCGAAAGUGUUCAGCCGAGCAGCAUUAGAGACGUAUCUGACACGUCUUCAGGACGUGGUGAAGCUUGAGGUGGGUAAGUGGUGUGCCGAGUCGGGCCCCGUGGAGGUUUACGCCUCGGCCAGGUCGCUCACGUUCCGCAUCGCUGUGCGCGUCCUGCUCGGCCUGAAGCUGGACGAGCGGCACGUCGCUCAUCUCUCCAAGACCUUCGAGCAGCUCAUGAACAACCUGUUCUCCCUGCCGGUGGACGCGCCUCUCAGUGGCCUUCGCAAGGGCAAAAAAGCGCGCGACACUCUACACGCCGAGAUGGAGAACAUCAUCAAGGAGAAACUAAAGAAGCAGAACAUGGACGAGUACUGUGACGCGUUUGACUACAUGCUGAGCGCGGCAAAGGAAAAUGAUUACAACCUGACCAUGCAGGAGCUCAAGGAAACAGCAGUGGAACUGAUCUUCGCAGCACAUUCGACCACCGCGAGCGCGUCCACGUCACUCAUACUCCAGCUGCUGCGCCACCCUGAAGUCGUCGAGCGGGCGAGGGCCGAACUAGAAAGCGAAGGUUUACUCGCGGACGUGCACGGCUUCGGUCAUUCAUGCUGUAGCGAAGCCGGCAUCACCUCGACCCACGGUGAAGAGGAAGCGUGUCCCACGUCCAAAAUCCUACUUGAUAAAAAGGUCAGAGACAGGCCGGAGGGUCAUCGGUCAGGGGUGCACGUCCCUUACUUGAGUCUGGAGAAGCUUAAUCAGCUGUGCUACCUGAAGUGUGUGGUCAAGGAGGUGCUCAGAUUUCUACCACCUGUGUCGGGCGGGUACAGGACGGUGCUGCAGACGUUUGAACUGAAUGGUUACCAGAUACCGAAAGGCUGGAGUGUCAUGUACAGCAUCCGAGACACCCACGAGACCUCCCCCGUCUACACGAACCCCGAGCUGUUCGACCCCGACCGCUUCGAGCCCGAGCGGGACGAGAGCAAGAGCAGCCGCUUCAGCUACGUACCGUUCGGCGGCGGCGUCCGGAGGUGCAUCGGCCGUGAGCUCGCCCUGCUCGUGCUCAAAACGCUCAGCGUGGAGCUGCUGGCUACAGCCGAGUGGACGCUGGCCACCGAGACGUAUCCCAGGAUGCAAACGGUGCCCAUCGUUCACCCGGUCAAUGGACUCUGUGUCAAUUUCAGCUACAGGAAUCACGCCGGAGGCAGAAAUCGCAGAGAAUCCACACAUAUAUAG